Molecule: messenger RNA, 4757 nt
Organism: Cherax quadricarinatus
Lineage: Eukaryota; Metazoa; Arthropoda; Malacostraca; Decapoda; Parastacidae
Source: RefSeq, a predicted model, not a curated record
AUGGCUUUCCCCCCACCGGAGCAGGGUAACCCUCAGGGUAACAAUGGGCAUCUCCCACCGGAGCAGGGUAACCCUCAGGGUAACAAUGGGCAUCUCCCACCGGAGCAGGGUAACCCUCAGGGUAACAAUGGCCAUCUCCCACCGGAGAAGGGUAUCCCUCACGGUAACAAUGGGCAUCUCCCACCGGAGCAGGGUAACCCUCCGGGUAACAAUGGGCAUCUCCCACCUGAGCAGGAUAACCCUCAGGGUAACAAUGGGCAUCUUCACCGGAGCAGGGUAACCUUCAGGGUAACAAUGGGCAUCUCCCACCGGAGCAGGGUAACCCUCAGGGUAACAAUGGGCAUCUCCCACCGGAGCAGGGUAACCCUCAGGGUAACAAUGGGCAUCUCCCACCGGAGCAGGGGUAACCCUCAGGGUAACAAUGGGCAUCUCCCACCGGAGCAGGGUAACCCUCAGGAUAACAAUGGCCAUCUCCCACCGGAGCAGGGUAACCCUCAGGAUAACAAUGGCCAUCUCCCACCGGAGCAGGGUAACCCUCAGGAUAACAAUGGCCAUCUCCCACCGGAGCAGGGUAACCCUCAGGAUAACAAUGGCCAUCUCCCACCGGAGCAGGGUAACCCUCAGGGUAACAAUGCCCAUCUCCCACAGAGCAGGGUAACCCCAGGUAACAUGGCACUCCACCGGAGCGGGGUAACCCUCAGGGUAACAAUGGGCAUCUCCCACCGGAGCAGGGUAACCCUCAGGGUAACAAUGGGCAUCUCCCACCGGAGCAGGGUAACCCUCAGGAUAACAAUGGCCAUCUCCCACCGGAGCAGGGAAACCCUCAGGAUAACAAUGGCCAUCUCCCACCGGAGCAGGGUAACCCUCAGGAUAACAAUGGCCAUCUCCCACCGGAGCAGGGUACCCUCAGGUAACAAUGGGCAUCUCCCACCGGAGCAGGGUAACCCUCAGGUAACAAUGGGCAUCUCCCACCGGACCCAGGGUAACCCGCAGGGUAACAAUGGGCAUCUCCCACCGGAGCAGGGUAACCCUCAGGGUAACAAUGGCCAUCUCCCACCGGAGCAGGGUAACCCUCAGGGUAACAAUGGCCAUCUCCCACCGGAGCAGGGUAACCCUCAGGGUAACAAUGGCCAUCUCCCACCGGAGCAGGGUAACCCUCAGGGUAACAAUGGGCAUCUCCCACCGGAGCAGGGUAACCCUCAGGGUAACAAUGGCCAUCUCCCACCGGAGCAGGGUAACCCUCAGGGUUUCUAUUAUUUUCAGCUUUGGCAGACGGUGCUCAUCGCCAUCUGCCUGGCCUGCUGCAUGAUUCUAACAGUCGGGGGCAACCUGCUUGUGUUGCUCUCCUUCAUCGUCGAGCGAGCCAUACGCCAGCCUUCUAACUACUUCAUUGCCUCCUUAGCCAUGACGGACGUGAUCAUCGGAUCCGUUUCCAUGCCCUUCUACACCGUGUACGUGCUGAUGGGUGAGUGGACACUGGGGCCCAUCUUGUGUGAUCUGUGGCUCUCCGUGGACUACACCGUGUGCCUUGCCUCGCAAUACACGGUCCUUCUAAUUACAAUCGACCGCUUCUGUUCAGUGAAGAUCGCAGCCAAGUACCGCGGCUGGAGGACGCGAACGAAGGUGAUGGUAAUGGUAGCAAUGGUGUGGAUUAUUCCAGCGUUACUUUUUUUCAUCAGCAUCUUCGGAUGGGAACAUUUCGUUGGCUACCGCUCACUGUUGCCCAACGAGUGCGAAGUUCAGUUCUUGAGAGACCCGGUUUUCAAUACGGCUCUCAUUGUUACAUAUUACUGGGUCACACUUGUUGUUCUCUUUGUCCUCUAUGCCGGUAUAUAUAAAACAGCUUAUGACAUGCAGAAAAAGUCAGAAGCCAAACACAGGAAGAUGCAGACGUUGGUGGCCUUGAGUGCCGGGGGAAUGGCUGGCAUGGCCGGUCGCACGGCUGGCCUCGGGAUGAGCAAAACGCAGAGUACGUUAUUAAGUCAAGACAAGCCACAACCUGGCCCUCCACCCGUCGCCAGUAUCGUCGCAGCGCAGGCGCCGCAUGGAGGUUCUGGCGUCAGCGACUCGUCCUCGAGUCAAAAAACUUCUUCCAAGACAACAGAAACUACUAGUUUUUCAGAGCGUCGUGGAGAAACAACAGAAAAGUCUGAACGAUCAAGCAGUCCAGCCUUCGACUCUGACGAAGAGAGCAGUCAGAUACCAUUGCCCAAGCGGUCGGGCCUCCCAAACAGCACUGUCCCACGCCUUGACCCACCACCACAGCAUCGCAAAACUCCAACUACAGACACCCUUCCUAAGAUUCCAGAACAAAGCGUACUGGAUACCUCUACAACGUUAGAGGGUAGUUCUUCAUCUGACGCUGGUAUCGGAGCUCUGGCUGUGUCCCUUGCUCGAUCUCUUCCUUUACCCGACCACCAUCAUUCACAUAAGAAUAAACAAAGACUACCUGACGUAACCUUGCAUGAGUCCACCUUACAGUGCUCUGGACUACUGAAUGUGACGCUCGGGGCGGCCACCACGCCUCUAGCCAAGCGCAUGUCUGGCGAAUUUUCAAAAAAUGAUGAUGAAAAUAGUGGUCAUUCGGAUGAAACUAUAAGUGUGCAAUCUAAUGGAGAAUUAACGCCCAAACUAAAGCCCCUGCAGCCUCUCCACCCUACCUCACUGCCUCUUCGACCCAUCAGUACCGUGCCUAUCCUCCCAUUAGCAGCUUCCACACCAACAGACGCACUCGACGAAAGAGUAAUAGCUCCUCCAGCUAUGUUUGCUGACAGUAUGAGCGUAAGCAGUAUCUGCACCACACGACCCCCCUCCUCGUUAAACUACGGUCCUAUGGCCUACGAUAUCCUUACGGGCUUGGACACAGGCGAUCUACGAUACAUGGACGAGUCAUCAAUCAUCCUUCCAUCACCGGUAGUAGAGGAUCCACCCUCCUCUGUAUGGGCGGCUACUCUUCAUAGUCCCAACUCGCCCACAGUGCGCUCCCUUACUUCGGCAUUAACCACGCCUCACAGCAUUCAUCGCAAGAUCAGUCGCAUGCAGUCUCGCUCAGAUGAUGAAGAUUUAGAGAUGAGCAUCGAGGAAGCAGACGAAUCAGCAGACGCUGACGACGAGUGCUACGACAAGGAGGACAUUUCCGACCACUCAACCAAUGUGUUGGUUACUUCGAUCAUUCACGCUUGUACUGCUGUCACCAGCCUAGCGGGAUCGGAUAGGUACAAAAGUCAUCUUAGUCCCAAAAACGAAACUACUCCUGCCACUACCACCAACAGCGCCCCUAAUGCACACAACAACAUAGCGUCUGCAGCCAACAACUCCAACAAUACCACUUCAGCUGUGGUAGUACCGGCCACGCCUCAGGUGCGGCCUAGAGGGAUCAUGAGUGUGUCUGAGGUAGGGCGGCCGACACCCGGACCCACUAACCAACUCAUUACCACUCACAAUAUCAACUCCAACAAGACGGUAACGAGUGUUGCAAGAACAGAGUCUUCCUCACUUAUAGAGAAAGACAGGGGAAGUUCGAUGGCAGUUAUGUCUGAUGCUCAGAGCUCAAUUAAAGGCUCUCUCAAAGGCUCCAGGAAGGGCAUCGUUAAGUCCUUCCGCAGCUUAAAGAAAAAGAAGAAGAAGAGCGAAGGUGAAAAGAGGCACCGUUCCAAGUCAGAAAAUCGAGCUAACAAAGCCCUAAGAACUAUCUCUAUCAUCCUGGGAGCCUUUGUGGCAUGCUGGACACCCUAUCACAUCUUGGCAAUCGCCGAGGGUUUCUGCCAGUGCACUAAUACCCACGUCUACAUGUUCGCCUACUUCCUAUGUUAUGCUAACAGCCCCAUUAACCCUUUCUGUUACGCUCUUGCUAACCAACAGUUCAAGAAGACUUUCAUGCGAAUACUCAAAGGUGAUCUGCACAUAACGUAACGGCAUAGUGCGAUAGACUGUAUCGUUGAUAUUUACUUAAUUAUCUGUGAUAUCUAGAGACCAUCUGUGGGUGCGGCAUGAGUGAGGGUUUGUGCUUGGUGUACUGGGGUAAGUGAUGUGUAUAGUGUUCAGUAUAAUGUAUACACCAGAGUACGGGAGUAUGGCGCUCAGUGCCUCGUGUACGGUGAGCAGUAAGAUGUAUAUAGUGAACAGUUCCAUGUAUAUAGUACGCAGUGCGAUGUAUAUAGUAUCCGGACCAGUGUGUAUCAAGUAUUCAGUGCGAUAUAUAAAAGCCUCAGUAUAGUUUAGUUAUAACCAUGUAAUAUGUACGCAUCCAAGUGCAGUGAGUACAUUCCCCAGUACUGUCUACACCUAACAGCAACGUGCUUACAUGCCCUACUAUUUUUGCAUAUAAGUCUGAAAACUGUACACACCUAACUGUGCUGUGCACACAAGCCUGAAGACGGUGUGCAAAUUCUUUUAUUCUGUGCAUACAUGCCUUAGUACUGCGUGUACACAACAGAGUUCAAUGUACAUGUCUGAGUGCUUUAUGAAUCUCCUUUUGUGAUGGGUACACAGACACUCAGUGCAGUAACAUCCUCUCACUUCAAUCAGUGCCUCAGUGGGGUAUCUGAACCUAAACCUCUUACGUGUACUGUCAUAUGUAAUGCGCACUUGCAUCAUCACACUUGUACAUUCAGUACAAUUGCACAUAUCUGAUAUUCAAAUACACUAGUUACAGAGUCUCACAAGCACCUCACUUUCAUUGCGGUGUAGAAAAGAUAAAGAUUCAGUAUUUUCUAUGUGUAUGUGUGUGUGUGUGUGUGUGUGUGUGUGUGUGUGUG